Molecule: messenger RNA, 376 nt
Organism: Formica exsecta
Lineage: Eukaryota; Metazoa; Arthropoda; Insecta; Hymenoptera; Formicidae
Exons: 2
Coding region: 1-336 (111 amino acids)
Source: RefSeq, a predicted model, not a curated record
AUGGAUGAUACCUUAGCGAUUAUCGAAGUAUUGAGCGAUAAGGUCAAACACGAACUCGAUGUUUUAAGCGUAUCUGACAAAUAUCUUGAAGUGAUGGAUGAAGCGUUACUCGAAAAGCUGGAAACAAUGUCGGUGGCUACGACUUCGGCAGAAGGUAGAACAAUGCGUGCAAAUACUGGCCGGCCAUUGUUUCCACAAUUUCCAUCCUGCGCGAUUCCGGCUGCUCCUCUUUCAGAAGACGAAGAGGAAGUCCCAUCCCGAAACGCAUUAAAGAGACAAGCACAAUUGCUAGUCGAUACAAAAAGUCGUCGUAAAGGAUUUGCUUUUAGAAGAUAAAUUGCUCGAACAAAGACGAACGGAACCAACUAACAAAAUU